AUGAUUCGCUACACUUGCUCACUCAACACUCCCGAAUCCCAUCUCAUAAUCUACCUAGCUCUCAAUUUGCUUCUCACACUCUUAAACAAAAGUGUUCUCUGUCAAUAUCCAUACCCAUGGCUUCUCACAGCCUGGCACGCACUAUGUUCCUCAAUGGGCACAUAUGUUUCUCAACGACUCGAUUCUCAAAAUUUUGAAUAUCGAAGUCAAAGAAAGAAUUACUAUAUACUCUUAUUUUCGAUCUUAUACACGAUCAAUAUUGCGGUCAGCAAUGUAUCACUUGGAAUAAUGACUAUCCCGGAUCACCUAGUAAUCCGCUCCAGCAUCCCGAUUUUCGUCCUCUUCCUCUCCCUCUUCUUCAAAGCACACACAAAACCCUACUCCCCUCUCACCAUGAUCUCCCUCCUCCCCCUCACCCUCGGCGUCCUCCUCGUCUCCCACGACUCCCUCACCCUCACCCUCGACACCACGAUCCUCUGUCUCCUCGGCGCCCUUUUGUCCGCCUGCAAAACCUUCUCCACCCACUCCCUGCAAACCCACCUCUCCAUUCCUGCUCUAACAAUCAUCCACCACGUCGCCCCUCUCGCCGGCAUCCAAGCCACCAUCUGGUCCUACAUGAACGGCGAAAUCGACGAAUUCCUCGUAAAACAUAUAUCAUCCACUUCUUCUCCCCUCUCAACCUCCUCUUCCGGUAUCCUUCUCAUCCUCACAAACGGCCUCGUAGCAUUCCUCUUAAACUGGUCGAGUUUCACCACGAAUAAGAAAGCAGGCGCGCUUACGAUGGCUGUGUUGGGGAAUAUUAAACAAGUCAUCUCGAUUGCGAUUUCGAUUGUCAUUUUCAGAGAUGCAAAUGCAUCGUCCGCAGGAUGCGCUCAUAUGGUCGGGAUUCUAUUGGCGCUGGGAGGUGGGUUUCUGUACAGCUUGGUGGAAGUUGGGACUUUUGGGAGUUCGAAGAAUGUCACACUUGGGUAUUCAAACGAUGAUCUCUCUAGGAACGUGGAGAAAGACAUGGGAAGUCGGAAGACAGUAGCUAUGUUACAUGAGCUGAAACCCCGUCACUUUUAG
Messenger RNA from Botrytis porri, 1065 nucleotides. RefSeq lists its product as uncharacterized. Bases 1 to 1065 code for a protein of 354 amino acids. Gene Ontology annotation, molecular function: antiporter activity. Gene Ontology annotation, cellular component: Golgi apparatus. NCBI's taxonomy places the organism in Eukaryota, Fungi, Ascomycota, Leotiomycetes, Helotiales, Sclerotiniaceae. The transcript has 3 exons. The record is from RefSeq and is a predicted model, not a curated record.